This is a messenger RNA of Ylistrum balloti, 6474 nucleotides long. RefSeq names its product band 4.1-like protein 5. Lineage: Eukaryota; Metazoa; Mollusca; Bivalvia; Pectinida; Pectinidae. The coding region runs from base 86 to 3277 and encodes 1063 amino acids. Gene Ontology annotation, molecular function: cytoskeletal protein binding. The record is from RefSeq and is a predicted model, not a curated record. Gene Ontology annotation, cellular component: cytoskeleton. The transcript is spliced from 19 exons.
ACAACAACGCCUGCUGGACUGUUAACAUAUUCAGGAUGAUGUAGAAGCUUUUAUAGUGUAAUCGGUUUGGCAUUUGUCCGCAAAAAUGUCGAGAUUUUUCCGAUUCCUCAGCCGCCGCCGAACUGGCAGACGGCAGAAGCUCGGGGAACAAGCACCCAUCAAAAAGAAGAAUGCAAUUACGUGUACGGUUAUGUUAUUGGACGCUUCAGACUUUACGAUAGAUCUAUCCAAAAAAGCUGAAGGCAAGGAAUUGUUUGAGCAGGUGUUUUAUCAUCUCGACAUAAUAGAAAAGGAUUAUUUUGGACUGCAGUAUACCGACCAUCAUAAUGUCAAUCACUGGCUAGAUCCAACGAAAAAGAUCAAGAAGCAGGUCAAGAUUGGACCACACUAUACAUUCCGAUUCCGUGUCAAAUUUUACCCCUCUGAUCCCAACAAUUUACAUGAAGAACUCACAAGAUAUCAGUUUUUCCUGCAAUUGAAAAACGACCUUCUUUCGGGAAGACUUGAAGCCAACUUUGAAACUAUAAUAGAACUAUCUGGCUUUGCACUCCAAUCUGAGCUUGGUGACUAUGAUGAGGAGAUGCACACACCAGGUGUUAUAUCAGAGUUCCACUUUGUCCCCAACCAGACAGAGGAAAUGGAGCUGGCAAUGGUGGAACAGUUUAAGACAUGCAGGGGACAAACUCCAGCUAUGUCAGAGCUUAAUUACCUGAACAAAGCAAAGUACUUAGAGAUGUAUGGAGUGGACAUGCAUACUGUGAUGGGCCGUGAUGGGUCCGAGUAUAAGCUGGGACUCACCCCAACAGGAAUAUUGGUAUAUGAGGGUGUUGCCAAGAUUGGACUUUUUUUCUGGCCUAAAAUGACAAAGUUGGACUUCCGUGGGAAACUACUGACUCUGGUGGUGGUCGAGGAUGACAAUGAGGGAAGGGAACAAGAACACACUUUUGUGUUUCGUCUUGCCACAGAAAAGGCAUGUAAACAUUUGUGGAAGUGUGCACUGGAGCAUCAUGCAUUCUUCCGUCUUAAAGGGCCAGUGAAGGGACCAGGCACGCGGCAGAACUUCUUCAGGAUGGGGUCGAGGUUUCGAUAUAGUGGGAGGACAGAAUAUCAGACAUCUUCUGUAAGCCGAGCAAGGCGCAGUGUUCGAUUUGAACGCAAAGGAAGUCAACGUUAUUCACGACGACCGACUUUUGAGAAAAAGGAAAGAGAAGCAGCCAUGCGAAGAGAACAGGAGAAGAGAGAUGCAAAAAAACGAGAGUCUGCCGAACGACAGGAUAGACAACAACAAAAAGCUAUCGUAGAAACAACCAUACCAGCUACCCCUGUCGCACCUGUAGCCUCGGCGUCAUCAAAAGUAAAAACUCCACCCACAAGUCCUACCCCAAAGUCUCCGGUGACCAAUGGUACUACAGGAGCCUGGGGAAGGCACAGAAAGUCCGAAAAGGACGUACCUGAUGCUUCUUCUCGUUCCAAGUCACCUUUACCUGGGGCCUCUGGACAGGACAAGGAUAUUAAUCUAAAAGAAGCAUCAGAGGCUGCCCAAGCAAAAAUCAAAGGUCUGGAUGAAACACGACCAUUACGACCUCCGGUACAAAAGGUCAAACCGGAUGUUAACAGUUUCCAGAACAACCAAGUUAAAUUUACAAGUGGUCCAGCAGUUAUCCCUCCUGAUCAGAUGAAGUGCAAUAUUCUCAAAGCAAAGAUGGAAGAAGAGCUCCGCAAAGGACAACCAGAGAUAGAGAGUGAAGCUGAUGAACAUACAGAUGAAGAGGAACAAAGGAGAGUUAGACGCCCUUAUUACUUUCCGAGGAGUACACAUAGUGACAAAGUGUUCCAUGGCUCUGUAUCAUCUGGUCCUAGUGUCAACAACUCAGGGGUUGAAGGUCAAGCCCGUUUGACCAAUCACAACAAUGAUGUGUUCAUCUUGACACCCCCACCCAGCAGUAUCACAAAACAGCCGACAGUGAGCACCACAAGCACAGGCAGCACCGCAGACGGUGACAAUACAGACUCCCCACCCCCUGUGGUCCGGGUUCCUAAGUCUAGGGUAUUAUCUACUGACUCCGAGUCUGAAAAGCCGACCUUGAGAAUGCCUUCCUCAUCCUCCAGCCUCAAACAGCCUCGGGUGUCGUCCACAUCCUCCUCUGGGUCUGUUUCUCCCACUAGCCCUCAUAUCCCGACCACUCAGUCCACUGCCCCUGCUAGACCCCCACCCCCUAACCGAGGAAGCAACAUCCCACGCUUGUCAAGUGCUAGUGAGACACCAUCACAUGGUAAUAAUGAAGAUGGGGAGAUAAUUAUUGACUUUCCAACUCUGGAGAAGAAAAAGGAUAGCAAAAUCCCAAAGCCUGCCCCAAGGUCUAGUAUUGCAUCUCCUAGUACUAAUGAGGCCCCAACUCCACCCAAGAGCAAAAUUCCUCCUCCCUCUAUGAUUCCCUCUCCGAGGACUUCAGCCAAUCCAUUUGCAGCCCCUGCCCCUCCACUACAGCAGAACCCAAGAUCCACAAACCCAUUUGCUGCUCCACCUCCUCCAAGUCAGAUUCCUUCAAAGCCAAGAAUGAUUACACCUCCAAAGUCUACAAACCCAUUUGCUGCACCAGCUCCCCCUCCUCCUCUUCCCAAAAGAUCCACCAAUCCUUUCCUAGAUGAUGAGGAAGAGAUUGAAGAAUCAAACCAACCCUCUCCUACAUCACCCAAGCCAGCCUCCUCCUCCAUACCUAAAUCCCGGGAGUCUCGUAUUCCGAAACUUCCCACAAGUCCUACCACAAAAACUGAUGACUCUCUUAGGAACAGUUUCAAAAAGGAGAAUACUGGGUCAAACAAGAGUCCUACAAGUCAAGAUGUGCCUCCCCCUAGACCCCCAAAAGCCCCACGAACCUCUGCCAAUCUCAGCUCGAUCCCUGUACCCAAAUCUGCCACUCUGGCCUCCCCUACUGCUGGUCAAGCCUCGCCCACUUCCUCCCUUUCCACCACCACUACCACCAAUACCAACAACACCGUCGGCAAGAAGGAGCAGACUGGGAUUCCCGCCCCUGUGGUCAUUGAAACAUCAUUUUCCGGGAACAAGAUGGUGACACGUACAACCUCUGCAACAAGUACAAAGAGUCUACCAGGUGGGCAAACCCAUGUCAGUCACAUGAUCACAGUGUCACGCAAUAAGUCAGACUCAGGUAGUCGCAACACUGCUAUCAAUGGUGAUGGAUUAUCACCGUGGCAUGUGGAGCCACAGGAAAAGCCCCCUGUACAACGGAAAGUCACGCUGACAACAGAACUGUGAAGAUCUUAAGUCAUCCAUUAAUUUCUCUGUUCUUGUAAUUCACUUACGAAGAGACGCAUUAUCAUUUUAAAGUUCAGCUUCUUUUUUGCCUUUCAGCUUUUAUCUGUUAUGUUUAAUAUGAGCAAAAAUGCCUGUAUAUUUCAGUUGUUGGAAAAAUUGGUUCAUAGCAUAAAGAGAUUAGAACUCUGCAAGUUAUACAGUUUGAAUAUCAACUAGCAUAGCAGAUAAAUUGUGUUGUCUUUUUUAAUAUAAAGAAAAGAAGCUCCUAGAAUGUUGACCAAUUUAGAAGAUUGGAGCUAAAUAAACUUACAGAGAUAUUGUUUUUUUUUACAUGGAUCAAACUGAGAGACGUACAGAAACUUAAAUGGAACAAAAGAAAAUAAUUCAGAAUCAUAUUUUGUUAGGAGUAUUGUAGGAAAACCUAUGGUCAUGAACCAUGCAAGGAAGCUGGUCUUUUUUCAUGUGCACAUAUUACUAAAUUUCAGGUUUUUGAUAGAAAGGAUGUUUUAAAAGAUAAGUGAAAGGGCUGCUUUUUAAUUGUUAUCAUAUAAACAUUUUAAAACAAGGAUGACUUGAUUAGCGUCUGAAUCUUUGUCAUUGUAUAGUUGUUAUUUUCUUUGACAAGGAAAUUUAUUGUUGGUUUUUAUGUAAGACAAGGUUGUCGGAGCACUGACUUCAAAUAUCAUGUGGUAUUAGUGUUUUGAUUGAAUUUUUUUUUCUAUCACUUUUAUGAGUAAAGAUCUUUGUUAUGAUAACAACCAAAGUCUUGUAAUAUGUAGAAGAUACCAGUUGAAAAUUGUCUUUAAGAUACACUGUUUUACUAUAGCAAGCAUUGCUUUAUAUUUUAUUAGAUAUCCUCUAUGCUUGAUUAUCUUACUGCUAUAUUCAUUAAUGGCAACAAAAAUUACAUAUCAAUUAUAAACGAUGCAAAAUCAUGUAUGAUGGGGUGUAUUUUUAGAAUUUGUACACAUAAUAUAGAAUUUGAAUAUAAAAUACAUAUCAAACUAUUUGGGGGCUUCAGACAGUUUUAAAUGUCCUGUUAAAGUGUCUUUGUGUAUAAUGAUGUGAUUUUAAUUAAUCAACUUUAAUGAAUUGAUCAAUUUUACAUCUUGGAAGUUUAAUUUUAUCUCAAAAUAUUUGAUUUUCUUUAAAUAUUGAAGAAUAUAUAUUACUAUGUAUGAUACAGCACCAUAAUAAUAGGACUUUUUUUUUAAGAAAAACAUUUUUGGUCAAAUUGCUUUUUUGAUGAAAUGUAUUUCGAAAUCACAUGUUGCCUAAUGGGUAUUGCUUGAAGGAACUCCAGCUGAAGCUGGACUGAAAUAGUUUUGGAUUAAAAAAAAAAUACAUAGGAUUCCUUAUGUUCAAUUCUUAUCUACAAGACGGGAAAAUGUGUUGUUCUAGUCAAAAUGUGACUCAAGACUUUCUACUAAUGAUUACGAGGAAAAUGGAACUAAGAUUAAUAUGUAGCAUAAUCAGAAAAUAUAUUCGGUUAACCUAUUGUCAUGUGACUAGAACCAAAACAAAUAACUGUUCCACUAGCCGUGUAUAUAGAUAAGGACAUAGAUUGUGAACCAUUUUUAAAGGUGUUGAGGUGUCCUGGAAAGCUUUUUUGUUGUUGACUAUUGUGAACUUCUGAUUGUGUGUUUGGUUGUGGACACGGACAGAAGAAUUACUGAGUUGUAAACAACCUUGUCAUAAAUUAUCAGAUUGGACAUAUUUUGUAAUUUCAUCAUCAGGUCCGCUUGCCCAUCUUUCAUUAUACAUAGACAUUGAUAGUGGCAUAAAGGAAUGGUAUAGGAUUUCAGAUUGUAAUGUUAAGCAUUCUGAAUACCAGAGCUUGCCAGAGUAUAUUGUGCACGUGACAUUAUCAUCGUAGAUUUGUUAUCAAUUGUGAGUGUUCAUCAAUCAUUCCAUUUUACAUAUUAUGUCUUGGAUCUGUCAGGUCAUCUUUAAUCUGGGUUAUUUCUUAUUUCAGACCAAGACUUUAGAACAAAUUAAACAUUUCAACAUAUAUAUAUAUAUACAUAUAAAUAUAUACACAUAAUGUCAUGUUAUUACAUAUUACUGCUGUCAAAAUGAAAUUUUGCCAGCUUCUGUAAUUUCGUUAUUUCCAAAAUAUGUUGUUUGUUACUAAUUUGGAAUUCUGCACUAACAUUUACAUAUACACAAGGAAAUAUUUUGAUUUAACCUUGUGUAUUAGUAGAAAUAAAAUCAUUCCAUAUUCUUUUACUUUUACCACAAACAAUAAAUUUGGGUACAAAUUAUGUUCAAUUUUCGUACGAAACUGCCGAUAAGUAGGUAAAUUGAAACAUUCAAAUGUGAUUUUCAAAAAAAAAUUAUUCAAGCAUUCCUUUAAUGACAAGUGAUUUUUUUUCUGUUGUUAAAUAAAGUGGGUAUUAGAUAUUCAUCAUUCCAACGUUUUAAAGGCUCUUGGUUACUGUUUUCUGGUGGAGUUGGACAUGAAAGAUUUUAAUCUUUGUUUGUCCUUCAGUUUACAAUAGGUUGUGGAAAAUUUUACUCAAUGUUAUAAGUACUUCAAUUCAGAUUUUUUCUCUUUUUUUUUUUUUUUUCAAAGUUAAGUGUUGUGGCUAAGAUAUUACAUUUUAUGAUACAGGUUUUAGGUUGUGAAGUUUUAUUAUUUUGGUAGCACAUGUAUAUACAUAGUCAUACCAUGAUCUGGUUGAGUGAAAUAAAUUACAUUGUAACAAUUUAAAAAUCUUACCAUUCUGUUUAUACUGAAGGUAUAAUGGUGGAACAUUUAUCGACCAAGUACCUGAUGAAGUUUCUUUAUUUCAUUAAGUGUUGUUAAAUAUUUUCUGUCUGUAUAAAUGAUUACCUAUUUUUGCCCUAUGAAUGACACUUGUAAACUAUGAUAUGUAUUUGUAUUGUGGGGAUUUGUCAUGGACACACCCAGUGUCCAAACCUUGACAAGCAUGUGACAGUCACUGUGAAGCAUUCUAAAUAUAACUGAUGUUUUACAUUUCUUUUGGUUUUUAAGGUAAGUCCUAUUUGUUUAUGUCGUGUGUCAUCCAAUUGUCCAUGUUUAAAAUGUGUAUUUGCCAAUGAUAGUAUUUUCAGUUUUUUUUUUCACUUCUUGCCUCCAUUUUUUUCUGUGUAUUUAAUAUGUUAUGUGUAAAAAUGUUGCUUGCAAAACAUCAGUGAUUUUUAUUCAACAAAGAUUGAAUUUCUGCUUGACU